This is a messenger RNA of Acanthosepion pharaonis, 744 nucleotides long. The record is from the annotation of a GenBank genome assembly. NCBI's taxonomy places the organism in Eukaryota, Metazoa, Mollusca, Cephalopoda, Sepiida, Sepiidae.
AUGCUUAGUUCUUUCUUUCUUUCUUUCUUUUUUCUUUCUCGUUCUGUUCUUUAUGUAUCUAUCUAUCUAUCUAUCUAUCUAUCUAUCUAUCUAUCCUUUUUCCUCAAUCUGUUCCCAUCUAUCUACCUAUCUACUGGCCUUUCUUUCUUUCUUUCUUUCUUUCUUUCUUUCUUUCUUUCUUUCUUUCUUUCUUUCUUUCUCUGUUCCCAUCUAUCUAUCUAUCUAUCUAUCUAUCUAUCUAUCUAUCUAUCUAUCUAUCUAUCUAUCUAUCUAUCUACUGGCCUUUCUUUCUUUCCUUCUUUUCUUUUCGGUUCCCAUCUAUCUACCUAUAUACUGGCCUUUUUUAUCUAUCUAUCUAUCUAUCUAUCUAUCUAUCUAUCUAUAUAUAUAUAUAUAUAUAUAUAUAUAUAUAUAUAUAUAUAUAUAUAUUAUUUUUUUUCAUCCUUCUUUCUCGAUCUGUUCCCAUCUAUCUACCUAUCUACUGGCCUUUCAUUAUUUAUCAAUCUAUUCUUAUCUAUCUCUCUAUCUAUCGAUCUAUCUAUCUAUGUAUUAGUUUUUCUUUCGUCUUUUUUUUCUCCAUCUGUUCCCAUCUAUAUAACUAUCUGCUGGCCUUUCUUUUCUUUCCUUCCGUCUUUAUUUAUUUAUCAAUCUGUUUUUAUUUAUCUAUCGAUCUACCAGCUUUUCUUUCAACCUUUUUUUCUCAACAAUUUUUCACCAGGCCCGAAGUUUUGUAUUCAAGCAUGA